UGUACGACUCCAAGACUAUUGCUGUCUCAGAGACAGCAGCUUGUAUGGAGGACUUCUCUAGCCUCCAGCCAGGAUGCACAUUCAGAAUCAUUGGACAUGGCGAUGGUAAUCAGAUCUAUGAACUUAAGCUAGAAGACGGUGACCACAUUCCAUUUGAAGAACUAGCCAAUCGACUCAGUGUGGGAGACAUCCAGCUCCAAGCUAAUGAUGCUUCAUUGACAUUUAUACAAGAGCCAGGCAGCAGGUACAGUGUCAUUCAGCAGCAGGAAGUUGAUACAGCCAGUCAUCAGCCAGCAGAUGCUAGCACAUCACCAGAGCUGCUACAGAGAACUCAUCCACACAAACCCAGUCAAGAGGCACAUGAGGAACCCAGUAUGCUACCAGUCUCUAAAGAAGAGGCUGGAGACCUGAACUCAGGGGAAAUGACAGUAAAUAUCUAUCACGAGGACACAAAGCUUUCCACCAAUGCUACAACUGAAAAAACCCAAACACUGUCAGAAAAUUGGAGUCUGCCUAUUAAAACAACUGUGGAACCUUUUAGUGAAGCCUCCGAUUAUAUUUACAAUCCUGAUCUAAACAGCCAGGACUAUUACAACUGGCUUUCAACAUUUACAGAAGAAUGUAAAUUGUUAUCUUUUCCUCUGGAUAAAAGCACCUUCCAGAAGAUAAGCCAUGUGCAGAAAACUCUGUCAGACUUUAUGGCUUCGCCUUCAGGAGUCAUAACCGAUAAAAACAAUUUUAGAGUGCUCAUGAGUAUUAGCCAGGACCUUCUGGACAUUAUAGGCAAACAUCUGGCCCUGAUGUUGGAGAAUCUACCAUGA
Molecule: messenger RNA, 821 nt
Organism: Candidula unifasciata
Lineage: Eukaryota; Metazoa; Mollusca; Gastropoda; Stylommatophora; Geomitridae
Source: the annotation of a GenBank genome assembly